Molecule: messenger RNA, 739 nt
Organism: Effrenium voratum
Lineage: Eukaryota; Dinophyceae; Suessiales; Symbiodiniaceae
Source: the annotation of a GenBank genome assembly
AUGUCGUAUGCUCUCCACGCCUUUGAGGUCUCUCCGGAGCACCUAGGAUGGCCUGUGCGGAGGACAAGGCGGUACACAGUGGGAGUCCUGCGCAGGGGCUGGUUCUUUACUGGCGAUGUGACGCGCUUUCUACAGAUCUUUGGGAUGUCCCCGACCUUGCUUGGCUCAGACUUGAUGGUGGCUCCGGAGGGGGACGUGGCCUGCUGGCUGCAAGAGGCUGCCGCCAAGAAGCACAAGGUCAGCGCUGAUGGCCACAUCGAUGCUCGCGCACUCCUGACUCCUGCUCAGAAGCGGCGGCUCAAAAACACAGAGGAGAAGAUGCGCGGGCUUGAAGUGCACAGUUGGGUCUGCGACGUUCAACAGGAAGUGGAUUGGACAAAGACAAACGAUUUUGUUCCAGUGCUCCUUCGCGGAAGCCUUCUUUGGAGCAACACAAAGGAACGCUUGGCUUUGGCGUCUGAGCACCUCCUGUUUCAAGGAGUUCCCUGCUUCCGAAAGCUUGAUGACAAGGUGGCGCCCUGCAACUGGCCACAAAUCAUGUGCGUGAGCAAGCAGAUGGGCUUCAGUGAGCACUGCUGGAAAUCUAUGGCUGGCAAUGCCAUGCACAGAGCAGUUGCUGGGCUGCUUGGCGCAUAUGUCAUCGCCAACUUGCGGCGCAAGGUGAAGCCGCACCCCGCCUCGGGCCUUUCCCUGGGAUCCUUCCUUGUGCCAGAGCCCAAGCCGCCGACAGAUGUACGAG